Molecule: messenger RNA, 1196 nt
Organism: Guillardia theta CCMP2712
Lineage: Eukaryota; Cryptophyceae; Pyrenomonadales; Geminigeraceae
Exons: 5
Coding region: 90-1196 (368 amino acids)
Biological process (GO): transmembrane transport
Cellular component (GO): plasma membrane
Molecular function (GO): monoatomic cation efflux transmembrane transporter activity
Source: RefSeq, a predicted model, not a curated record
GCAGAGAGCAGAACGAGUACGGGAUCAGGUUCUGAACGAGGAGAAAGCGACCCACGAGUAUUGCUGUACCUGUCUGAUUAUCAAACGAGAUGAAGGGGACAGCAGAGAAAGCUCCGCUUCUUGGGCAGCAAAGUGCAGGGAAGAAAUUUAACAGCAUUAAGCCUUCGCAAAUGUUGCGAAGACUCAUCGCACGUCUGCCUACCAGCGUGCUGUGUCUCGCCCUGGGUAUCUGCGGUCUCGGCAUUACAUGGCAGACAGCUGCCGAAUACCUUAUAGCUGCUCAGUUCAUCAAGGAUACUGCAGAUGUUUUCUCUCUCAUUUCUUUCAACAUCGGAGUUUCAAUUCUUCUCUUGUACAGCAUGAAAUUGAUCCUUUUUCCUAGCCUUGUGCUUGAAGACAUGCUGAGUACUCAAGGGAAUGCAGAGCUGCCAUGCCUGGACAUGGCAAUGAUGAUGAUUGCCUGGUGGCUCCGGAUUCACGGUUACCAUUCCUUGGGGAGAGUGAUCUGGAGCGUUGCUGUCCUUCUUCAUUGCUUGUUUCUUGUAGCCUUUCUGCGACAUGUCAAAUUUCAGGACAUCUCUUCGAUGACCCCCAACUGGCUGAUUCCUUUCGUUGGCCUAUCCAUGGCAGCGGGAACAGGGGCCUCCUUGGACCUCGGAGAAUGGACGGAAUACUUCUUCUGGAUCGCGUUCUUGUCCUUCUUGAUUCUUUUCCCUGUGAUGCUGUACAGACUGCAUGCUUAUCCCGAGGGCAGCCGUGCAGAAGCGCAAUACCCUUACAUUGCAUUUCCAGCAGCCCUGCUGUUGACGUCUUGGAUUGCUAUGGGCGGCCAUCAAGGGCAUGUCUUGACGCAUUUCCUAUUUCUUGUUCAGAUGUGCAGCAUAGUUCUCGUCUCCCUUCGGAUUUCCAACAUGUUCUCGAUGAAUUUCGAAAAUGACUUCUCAAGUCUUGCAUUUCCUUCGGACAUCAGCGCCAAGUGCUCGAUUCUUUACACUCAUUUGUACAUGGCCGAAAGCGGGGUGAUGGUGAUGUGCUCAUGGAUAUUCGUCUUCCUUGCUUCAUUGUCGGUGGCAUAUCUCUGUUUCAAGUUUGGAUCUAUUGCUUUGGGAUCAAUCAUAGACGAGAGCAACUCGAGUAUCAUCGACCGUCUCAAAGAAAGCCAAAAUGUUGAUGAUUCCAAGGAGUCAGACUUGUAG